AUGGAGAGCGGCAUGAGUCAGCACAAGUAUGAAAACCCGACCCCGGCCAGCCUGGUGGCGGCUCCCGGCACAACGUCGGUCGGCCGGCCAUCCGCCGGCGGUUGCCAGUUCCCGGGCGCGCCGGCCCACGGCAGCGUCAUCUUCAGCGACGACGCACUCUCCAACAACACCGUCUGCACGUACUACUGCGAGCGGGGCUUCGAGCUGCUCGGCCCCUCCCGGCGCGUCUGCAUGGACGGCCAGUGGAUCCCGGAGGGCAUUCCUUUCUGCGUGUUGAACGUUGCAGCCGGCAAGGCACCGAUGCAGAUCUCGACCGAAGGCUCGGGUAUCCCGCAGAAGGCGAUCGACGGCUCAACGUCGGCGUUCUUCUCCCCGGACACCUGCUCGCUGACCAAACCGGAGCGUGUGCCCUGGUGGUACGUGAACCUGCUCGAGCCCUACAUGGUGCAGCUGGUGCGCCUGGACUUUGGCAAGUCCUGCUGUGGCAAUGGAAAACCGGCGACCAUAGUGGUGCGCGUGGGUAACAACAGGCCGGAUCUGGGGACGAACCCGGUAUGCAAUCGGUUCACCGGCACACUCGAGGAGGGCCAGCCGCUCUUCCUGCCCUGCAACCCGCCGAUGCCGGGUGCGUUCGUCUCGGUGCACCUGGAAACCAGCGCCCCGAGCCAGCUGUCCAUCUGCGAGGCUUUCGUCUACACCGACCAGGCACUUCCGAUUGAGCGAUGCCCGGCCUUCCGCGACCAGCCGCCCGGUGCGUCCGCCUCAUACAACGGCAAGUGCUACAUCUUCUACAGCCGACAGCCGGCUACCCUGCCGAACGCACUCGCCUUCUGCCGAGCGCGCGGAGGCACCCUCAUCAACGAGAGCAACCCGGCCCUGCAGGGCUUCAUCAGCUGGGAGCUGUGGAGGCGCCACCGGAGCGACACCUCGUCGCAGUACUGGAUGGGAGCGGUGCGGGACGCGCAGGACCGCAACACCUGGAAGUGGAUCGGCGGCGAGGAGGUGUCGGUGUCGUUCUGGAACCUGCCCGGCGGCGACGAGGACUGCGCGCGCUACGACGGCUCCAAGGGAUGGCUGUGGAGUGACACCAACUGCAACACGCCGCUCAACUUCAUCUGCCAGCAUCAGCCAAAGGCAUGCGGACGACCGGAACAGCCACCCAACUCGACCAUGGUGGCCCCGAAGGGCUUCGACGUGGGCGCUGUAGUCGUGUACAGCUGCGACGAGGGCCAUCUGCUGGUGGGACCGCAGCAGCGCACCUGCCUAGAGACCGGCUUCUACAACGAGUUCCCACCGGUGUGCAAGUACAUCGAGUGUGGUUUGCCGGCAUCGAUCCCGCACGGGUACUACGAUCUGAUCAACGGAACCGUCGGCUAUCUCAGCACGGUGAUGUACCGGUGCGCCGAGGGCUACGAGAUGGUGGGCCGCGCUGUGCUGACCUGCGACAUCGACGAGCGCUGGAACGGUCCGCCGCCGCGCUGCGAGCUCAUCGAGUGUGACCCACUGCCGACGCUGUUCGCCAACGGAGUCAUCGUCGCGCCCAACCAGACGGUGUACGGCUCUCGGGCGGAGGUACUCUGCAACCGUGGCUUCGUGCCGGACGGCGAGCCGGAGCUACUGUGCACCGCGACCGGCCAGUGGAGCCACACGCUGCCCAAAUGCAUACCGGACCCGGCCGCGCCCGGCCCUGUCACCGUGCGUCCCACCCUCGCUCCCGCCAGCACGACGCUGGUCCCGCAGACCACGUCCGCCGCGUCACGACGACCCGCACCAACCGCUGGAGGGCGUCGUCCGGCGCCAGGUGUGACGGCAACGACCGCAACCACCGCCCGGCCCCCGACCACGGUGCGCCCUAUCCUCAGCUUCAGCACGACCGGCAGCGGCCAGGCUCAGGUGCCCUCCGAGUCGCCCAUCAGCAGCAUCGAGAUCGAUGACGGUACGGACGGGGAGACGGGUUACUUCCGCCCGACGCGGAUCGACGCCGACGACUUGUACUACCGCGAACAUAACCUCUACGACGACGACGACGACGACGGGGACGAGAACGCCGCGACCGAUCACCGCAACCCUAACCUCAACAACAACCACGACGACGACGAUGACGCGAACGUUCCGACCUUUGACGAAGACUUUGACAGCCUCGAGGGCUACUUCAUCGGCACUAACGAAGACUACUCUCUUCCACCUCCACCUCCAGAAGUGCGUCCCGGAAGUGUGCGCGAAGAGGCGGCCCGUCCGCCCUACCGCCCGCUGCAGCCCUCCGUCGUCGUCCUGCCGAACGGCGCCUCGGACGGCCAGCGGCCGAAGCUGCCGGCCUCCCCCAGCCCCACCACCACCAGCCCGGUGAGUGUCACGCCACCGUCCCCACUGCCCCCGCACACCUACCGUCCGACCGCAGGGCGCCGUCCCGCCGCCGGUACGCCGUCGACGACCACGACCACGACCUCCACCAGCAGCACCACUCUGCCGCCCGCGCCGUCGACGACGCGUGGCCGCACACCGCCCAAGCCGCACGACCCGCUGGACAUCCACCCGCAGGACAACGAGAUCGCCGGCAGCGUCAACAUCCAGUACGAUCAGGCGCCCAAGGUGAACGUACCGUUCGCCGUCGACCCGUCCGAAGGGGCGGCCGGAGUGACCGGCGCCGACGGGCUCGUGCCGGGUGGGGGCGGCGCCGCCGGUGCAGGCGGUGCCGGGGGAGCGGGGCUCGGGGGAGCCGCCGCCGGCGACCGAAAGGAGUCGAAGAACGCCAAGCUGAACCUCGGCGCCAUUGUGGCGCUCGGUGCGUUCGGUGGGUUCGUGUUCCUGGCCGCCGUCAUCACCACCAUCGUGAUCGUCGUCCGAAGGAAUCGGAGCACAAACCAGCACUACCGUCACCGGGCGUCGCCGGACUGCAACACGGUCGCGUCCUUCUCCAGCUCGAGCUCGGAGUCGCGGAACGGGCUGAACCGCUACUACCGGCAGGCGUGGGAGAACCUGCACGAGUCGGCCUCCAAGAGCCACAGCCACAGCGGACACUCGGGCCUGAAGCGAAAGGAAACGAUGGACGCGCCCUCGGUCAACCGGUCGCGGUCACGCGAGAACCUCGACCAAGCCGGCGGACGGCCACGCGACCUUGACAGGUCACGCGAGAACCUGUCGUCGGCGCGCAGCCGGGACUACGGGCGGGACAGCAUGGCCCUGCGGGACGGCUCCGAGAUGGUCGUGUCGGACGUGUGCGUGAAGGGCGAGAAGAAGCGCCACCAUCACCACCAUCACAAGAGCAGCCACCGGAACGAUUUCCGCGAGCCGAACAUCCUCGGUAGCAACGGCAACGGACGGCGGGAGCAUCGCCACUACUGA
Molecule: messenger RNA, 3342 nt
Organism: Anopheles coustani
Lineage: Eukaryota; Metazoa; Arthropoda; Insecta; Diptera; Culicidae
Exons: 8
Coding region: 1-3342 (1113 amino acids)
Source: RefSeq, a predicted model, not a curated record